Messenger RNA from Dentiscutata erythropus, 120 nucleotides. Lineage: Eukaryota; Fungi; Glomeromycota; Glomeromycetes; Diversisporales; Gigasporaceae. The record is from the annotation of a GenBank genome assembly.
UGCCAAGACACCAGUAAUCUGGGCUGGAUUGGAUCUGGAUUUAGUUUUAUGACUUCUCAAAUUAUCGAAUCGAUGACUUAUGAAAAAUUCUUAAUAGAGCGUCUACGUUGGUUCUCCUAG